AUGCCUUCCAUGCACGAGCGUAUCCGAGAUGAUCUCCUCAACUGUGAACGUGCCCUCUGGACCGCUCUCACCUCCGCCGACCCCGGACCAGCCAUUGAAAAGCUGUCGAGCCCCGAGGUCAACAUGAUGUUUCCCAAGACGCCUGUCCUCACCCUCGAGGGCGAGAACACCAUCAAAGAAGCCGUCAAACCACCGUUCCAUCGAUUCGAUACCUACUCCCUAGACGAAGUGCGGACCAUCAUCAUCGAUCUCAUGGCGGGCGUCGUCACAUACAAGAUCUCGGCAACCCGAGGCAGCAAAACCUACAAGGCGACCGGCUCCUCGACAUGGAGCCAAGGAUCGGAUGGAGAGUGGCGGAUUGCGUGUCACCAGGAGACGUUACUGUGA
This is a messenger RNA of Aspergillus clavatus NRRL 1, 387 nucleotides long. RefSeq names its product nuclear transport factor 2 family protein. The transcript has a single exon. The record is from RefSeq and is a predicted model, not a curated record. Lineage: Eukaryota; Fungi; Ascomycota; Eurotiomycetes; Eurotiales; Aspergillaceae. Bases 1 to 387 code for a protein of 128 amino acids.